Molecule: messenger RNA, 1545 nt
Organism: Diatraea saccharalis (sugarcane borer)
Lineage: Eukaryota; Metazoa; Arthropoda; Insecta; Lepidoptera; Crambidae
Source: the annotation of a GenBank genome assembly
AUGGUUAUAACAUGCGAGGCGGAAUUUCAGCCAGAGCCGAAGGAUGAAAAAGAUAAGUUGGACGGGACUUCAAGUGAAGGAAUAAGUUCUAUUGAGCGAUUCUCAGUAGAACUUAUUCCUCAACGAAGAGUGAUGGCUAACGGUCUUUACAUUCCAAUGUUAAGAACAAAGAAGAUGCCCAGGCUCGCCAACGAUGCCGUCCAUUGGUACAUAGGAGAGCUAACGUCCAGAAUAGUAGCAGAGUCAGGAAUACCCAGUGAUCGUUAUCACUUAGGCAAAAUACUAUUGCAGAGUUUCAAAGAUGCUCCAGAUUUUCUACUGCAGAUCGAUGGGGCAAGAGAUGACAAAGAAACCAAUAAGUCAGUAUUGGCGCGAACGGUGCGUUGCGCCAAUGCAAUGAAAGCAGCAGGACUCAAAAUCGGAGAUGUAGUAGUUAUGAUGGCACCUAACCAUUUAGAUCUGUCAAUACCUUUUUAUGCGGGAUUCUGCAUCGGUGCCGUUGGAGCCCCUAUGGAUAGAACUAUGGAUGAUCUCCGCAUUGCAUUUGACACCAGCAGACCAAAAGUGGUAUUCUGUCAAAGCGAUAAAGCGGCAGUUAUUCAACUUGUUGUCAAUGAACUGAAACUCGACACAUUAGUAGUCACAUUUGAUAAAUGCGAAAGUUUUUGUAGUUUCAAUGAAUUUCUUGAGCGUGGUACGAAUGGUCUAAGUGAUGACCAAUUCAAGCCUGCCGAUUUCGAUCCUGAACACACCGUGGCUUUAUUAAUCUCGACAAGCGGCACUAAUGAAUUUACCAAAAUCUGCUGUGGUGACGCACAAAAAUUUAGCUAUAACUACACCUUAUUUGUUCCUACAUUCUUUAUGGUAACUCCAGCCAUAAUAACAUUAUUGCUAUAUCGGGAUGAUGGGGAGCAUUGUGACAUGACUUGUUUAGAUCUGAUCCUACUGGGAGGUAGUAGCGUCCCUAAAGGUUUUAUCGAAAACGUUCAGAAAGUGUUACCUGAAACAGAGGUUAUAGACUCAUUUGGAAUGACAGAACUAACGAUGAGUGCGUUCCAUGGUGACGAUCCCUCGGUAGGAUCCUGUGGAAAGCGUAUGGGAUGUCAUCAGUAUCGUUUAGUCGAUAUUGAAACAAAAGAAGACAUAUUAGAACCUCAUGUGCCCGGGGAACUCUGGGUUAAAGGGCCAGGUGUUUUUAAGGAAGCAUUCGCAGAGGGUGGCUGGUUCAAAACUGGGGACAUAUUCUACAGAGACGAAAAAUUGAAUUAUUACCACGUCGAGAGAAUGAAGUCUAUACUCAAAUAUAAAGGUAACCAAAUAUCGCCUGCUGAAAUAGAAGGUGCGAUUCAUCAACACCCGGGAGUUUUGUACGUAGCUGUGACAGGGGUUCCUGAUAAUGAGGAUAACGAGUUGCCGACUGCUUGCGUGGUCCGCCGCCCUGGCCACAAUGUCACAGCGCAGGAAAUCAAAGAUUUCGUAAAAGAAUUACUGGCUGACAUAAAACAUCUAAGGGGUGGCGUGAUCUUCUUAGACGAUUACCAAUGA